AUGUGUUUCUGGUAUUGCGAUUGCUUCAGAGACUUGUGGGCUGUCAUAGUUUCAUGCUUCUCCUCUCAUUUAAGCCUCAAAAAAGUAGAGCACGGAGAUAACUACCUAUUCCACACGAAUCAAAUAAUUUCAAGACCCAAAGGUGACUUCAUAGAUAAUAUCCAUAAUUUUUGGUUUGGUGACAUGGAGAGGCUUGAGCGUAACCAUGGCUACAUCCAAUGCCAGCCCCACAACUUCCUGAGGAUCACUAGAAUUCUGAAAUGUUUGACCAUCUUCAAACUCGAUGGGUACUGUUCAAUGUGGUUGAAGUUCCUACUGUACGAGGUCUACGUAACUGAAGAGUUGAAUGCGUGUAGGAAUUCCUUUGAAAGAUUUUGGCUCUCCGCUUGUAGUGAAAGGGUCCAGCUGGAAGUGCAGAAUUCGUUUACUCGGGAGGAGUAG
Helobdella robusta is the source of this 441-nucleotide messenger RNA. RefSeq lists its product as hypothetical. Gene Ontology annotation, cellular component: membrane. The record is from RefSeq and is a predicted model, not a curated record. Gene Ontology annotation, molecular function: opioid growth factor receptor activity. The transcript is spliced from 4 exons. The coding region runs from base 1 to 441 and encodes 146 amino acids. Lineage: Eukaryota; Metazoa; Annelida; Clitellata; Rhynchobdellida; Glossiphoniidae.